GUUGAAAAAUAGUACAUUCCUUUCAUCCAGAUGAGGGUUAUUAGCUAGGUCUUAUGCAAUAUACGGUUUCUCUCUUGCUAGAAGGGCACGGUGGUCCUUCCUUUCAUGUAAAUAUUUGCUACAAUUAUAUAUGCUAUAGCCUCCCUUCCAGGGUGGGCGUUCGGUCGGUUCGAUUUGAAUCGAACCGAACAGACAUGUGCCGAGGUUCCGAGAGCAGUAUUAUGGCAACCAAUUUCGAACCGAAUUAUACUUCGGUUUGGUUCAUUCGAACGAAAUAUAAGUUGGUUCGGUUCGAUUUUCUGCCCAAAACCGAAAAGGGCUGCUGUUCGCUAGGAAGUGUGGCCAGUAGGGGGCUGCUGCUGUUGCAUUUUUUGCCUGCGCGGCAGGGGGCGGUGGAAGAGACGGAGGGAGAGGGAAAGUGCGACACCGGCGAGGCUGGAGUCGACCGUCGAAGUCGGGCUUCGAGGUUGGGGUCUCGGGGAGAUGCCGAGAUGGGGAUUGUUUCGCGUUCGUCGGUGGGAUCGCAGCAGGUAGUGCCGCAGUGGUUGUGGGUUGUGGCAGAGAGGGAGGGGCGGCUGUCGGCAGCUGUGCUUCUUGCCUUCUUUCUUUCCCUUUCGUUUUUUUUUGUCAAAGCUUCCUUUCCCUUCCGUUUGAUUCCCCAGAAAUUGCUAGGGUUGAGAACUCACGAUGGAAAAUCAACAAUAGAAUGGAGUUGGGUUGUUGGGAUUUGGGCCAAGGGAGUUGUUUUGUUGGGUGUGGGUGGGCUGGGCAUUGGGUCAGUGAGGAUUGGGCUAGGAGCAGAGAGGGUUGGGCUUGGGCACUAGAGUCUUGGGCUGGGUAGCUAAUUUAGAUUUGGGAAAUUCGGUCGGCAGUUCGAUUUUUCGGUUCGGUUCAAACGGACCUGGCUCCCGAAAUGUUGCAUAUUCCCCUCCGAAUUCCGAACCUAAUAAGGGUUAUUUCGGUUUCGAUCGGUUUUUGUUCGGUUCGGUAAAACUGAACCGCAUGCCCACCCCUACUCCCUUCCAGUCUUCCACAGGUUGUUUUUCAAGUAGUUAAAAUCAUGCUCUUACGUACCACAUCAUCUCAGCAAUCAUUCAAGAUCUUGGAACUUCGGCAUAACAUUUUCCCCUCUCGUGAACGGUGAAAACUUGUUCAGUCUCCAUCGUGGAACACAGACUUCGCCCAGUCUUUCCAUCCUCUUCGAAGCACUAGCUAGCCGAUGUUAUAAUUAAGCGAACUUGUAGACUACAUUUGAUAUGAGAUUUUCUGUAAGUUGGACAUAUAUGAUUUUAACUCUCUAUUAAUAUUUUUCUGUACUAGAAUUGAUUUUGUUGACAAGCGUUAAUUUGUCUAUUAAUAUUUUUCUGUACUACAGUUGAUUUUGUUGACACAUUAUGUGCCUCUGCAAUAAAAUCACACAUCAUUCAUUACAAGGUCUCAUGAUGGCUCCCAUGAGUUCGACUCGAAUCAAUCUGUUGCCAACCAGAGGUUCUUGUGACGUCCCCUUCUCCUAUACCCAAAAGGACACUCACGCGCGUCUCACCAACGGCAACCAAGUUACAGUUACUUACUAAAUGGAUGAUGGUGUCUACACUGGCAUCAAAUUCCUUCAACUUCAAGUACGAAACCAAGGACGAGAAGCUCGUCAUCUGAAUGAUCAACGACUAUCUCAACAAUAGGGGUGAAGGCUAGCUGGUCUCUAGACUCUAAACUAAACUAAAUAACGUCGC
Messenger RNA from Linum trigynum, 1730 nucleotides. Lineage: Eukaryota; Viridiplantae; Streptophyta; Magnoliopsida; Malpighiales; Linaceae. The record is from the annotation of a GenBank genome assembly.